UCACAGUGAUUUCUACCGAGGAGAAAGCAUUUUUUGCCACAGUGUCCUUCAAGCCUGAUCCCAAGCACCCUUUUGUUUGAUCUAUGUGGAAGAAGGUUUCGCAUAGGAAAACUUCAUGGAAAGAAAGUCAUCUAUGUCAGAUGUGGUGUUGGAACGCUGCUGCAACACAACAAAUGCUGGACCUAUUUGACGUGAAGGGAAUCAUCCAUUUCGGGAUUGCUGGCAAUGCAAAUAACUCUAUGUCCAUUGGAGAUGUUAGCAUUCCCAGCCAAGUUGCACAUACUGGCAUUUGGGAUUGGGUGAACCCGCAUGGGACAGUGGACGAGGAUGAUGUUGCUCAACUGGACAUUGGAAGCUUCAAUGUUCCAAAAGCAAAUGGAACUAAUCUCUUAGGGCAUAUCGGAUAUCGUAAAGAGCAAUAUUUUUCAGAGUCAGGAACCCCUAAUACUGCUCAGUCUGUUGUUUGGACAAAAAUAACUCCACACUGGCUUCAGCUUGCUUCCAACUUUGGGGAUUUGAAACUAGAGCAGUGUGUAAAUUCAAGCUUGUGCUUACCACAAAAGCCCAAGUUAGUUGUUGGUCUAAGGGCCUCGACAGCAAACAUUUUUCUGGACAAUGCAGCAUACAGGGACUUUCUUUUUCAAACAUUUCAUAUUUCGUCAGUGGAUAUGGAGAGUGCAGCUGUAGUAAUGACAAGCUUGUCAAAUGGCUUCCCUGUGAUUGUGAUUCGAGGGCUAUCCGAUUUAGCUGGAGGACAACAAGGAAAGAAUGCAAUUGGAAUAUUUGGGUAUCUUGCAGCAGUAAAUACAGCCAAAGCUGUUUUGGAAUUCAUUGGCAAGCUACCAGGAUAUGCUCACUGAUACUUGUUGGACUGUUAGUUCCUCUCUAAUCAGCCUCAAGGCUGCAAAAAAUAAAAGUAUAUUAUGUAAAAUCUACAAUUUUUUGACCGCUAAUCAUUUGCAAUAUAGACAAGUGAUAAUCAUAAAAAAAAAGGCUGCAAUCAGUAGAAAACAUUGUCAUUUAAGACUAAACUUUUUUAUUUGAGUCGAUUAAAUGAACCCUCUGACUAUUAUUUUUUGUCAAACGAAAUAAAAAAAAUGAAAGAAUAUUUUCAAAAUUCAAUUUAAUAAGAGAA
This is a messenger RNA of Durio zibethinus, 1135 nucleotides long. Lineage: Eukaryota; Viridiplantae; Streptophyta; Magnoliopsida; Malvales; Malvaceae. The record is from RefSeq and is a predicted model, not a curated record.